GACGCGGGGGCGUUUCCGGCGGAGGUGGCGGCUGCUUCUGUGUCCGUGGAGGUGGGCGUGAAGCCCCUCGGUGGGGUUUUGGCGAGCGAGGUCGUCUUGGUGUGCUGUGCAGCGCAGGCGGGGGCAGGCGGCGGGGAGUGACUUCACAUCUGAGACAUGGCUAUGGAUUGGCUAGGCAGUAUUGUGUCCAUCAACUGUGGAGAUAGCCUGGGCGUCUACCAGGGAAGAGUAUCAGCAGUGGAUCAGGUCAGCCAGACCAUUUCUCUUACUCGGCCCUUCCACAAUGGGGUGAAGUGUCUUGUACCAGAAGUCACUUUUCGGGCAGGUGAUAUUACAGAAUUAAAAAUUUUGGAGAUACCAGGUCCUGGAGACAACCAGCAGGUUGGAGAUCUUCAUCAGACAGAAUUAGGCCCUUCUGGUGUUGGGUACCAAAUGAGUAUCAGUCAGAAUGGAACAGGCAAAGUGGUCAAGAAGCCAGCCUCUUCCAGUAGUGCCCCUCAGAGCAUCCCUAAGAGGACAGAUGUGAAGAGCCAGGAUGUUGCCGUUUCUCCUCAGCAGCAGCAGUGCUCAAAGAGUUAUGUGGACAGGCACAUGGAAUCUUUGAGUCAGUCCAAAAGCUUCCGUCGUCGGCACAACUCCUGGUCAUCUAGUAGCAGGCACCCAAACCAGGCAACCCCAAAGAAAAGUGGUUUAAAAAAUGGCCAAAUGAAGAAUAAAGAUGAUGAGUGCUUUGGAGAUGAUAUUGAGGAGAUCCCAGACACAGAUUUUGACUUUGAGGGGAACCUGGCCCUUUUUGACAAGGCAGCUGUGUUUGAGGAGAUCGACACCUACGAGAGGAGAAGUGGCACCCGUUCUCGGGGUGUCCCAAAUGAACGUCCUGCUAGGUACCGCCAUGAUGAAAACAUCCUGGAAUCGGAGCCAAUUGUGUACCGUAGGAUCACAGUACCACACAGUGUGAGCAAGGAGUUCUGCACGGACUCUGGCCUGGUAGUCCCAAGUGUUUCCUAUGAGCUACAUAAAAAGCUGUUGUCUGUGGCUGAGAAGCAUGGGCUGACCUUAGAGCGGAGACUUGAGAUGACUGGUGUGUGUGCCAGUCAGAUGGCGCUGACUCUCCUUGGAGGACCCAACAGGUUGAAUCCUAAGAAUGUCCACCAGAGGCCUACAGUAGCUCUCUUGUGCGGGCCCCAUGUGAAGGGGGCUCAGGGUAUCAGUUGUGGGAGGCACCUAGCCAACCAUGAUGUGCAAGUCAUCCUCUUCCUGCCCAACUUUGUCAAGAUGCUGGAGUCUAUUACCAAUGAACUGUCUCUCUUCAGCAAGACCCAAGGUCAGCAAGUGUCUAGCCUAAGAGAUCUCCCUGCUAGCCCUGUGGACCUGGUUAUCAACUGCCUGGAUUGUCCUGAGAAUGCCUUCCUGCGGGAUCAGCCCUGGUACAAGGCAGCUGUGGCCUGGGCCAACCAGAACCGGGCACCAGUGCUCAGCAUAGACCCUCCUGUGCAUGAAGUUGAACAGGGCAUUGAUGCUAAAUGGUCCCUGGCACUGGGCCUGCCUCUGCCACUCGGGGAGCACGCCGGCCGAGUCUAUUUGUGUGACAUUGGCAUUCCCCAGCAAGUCUUCCAGGAGGUUGGCAUCAACUACCACUCACCCUUUGGCUGCAAAUUUGUCAUUCCCCUACACUCUGCCUAGAGGGGCUCUGGGCAGCUGGACCCUGUAUUCCCUGCACUCCUGCCGCCAAACCCACUAAGGGACGCCUUAAGGAUGUGAAGCUUUGUGGACCUUGUAGACUAUCUCUUGGGUUUGUUUCUUCUGUGAGAGAACAAAAUAUACUUCAAACUUGCCUGCCACCUUCCCUUAAGCAGGGAAGGCUUUCCCACUGGCAUGUAUGUCAGGGGUGGACCAUUGGCUCCAGGCAUCUUUCUAUCCUAGCCUGCCUCCAUUCAACUGGAGCUUUGUUUACAGACAUAGGCAGCUCUAAGACUGUGUCAGGUUUACAGCCACUGCGCGUGGGCUGGCACAUUGCAGGGGUGGGCUGGCACCUGUUAGGGCCUCCAGCCACUCUUAUUUCAGAAGGCUUUAUGUCUCCUAUGCUUCCUCUGGCCCUACUACCAGGCAGCCCACUCGUCCUGUAAUCAUGCAGAUCAGGCUGCAUGACAGCUAGCCAGAAGACAAACCUGUGUGUUUCUCUGCUUUCCCCCAAGACUACAGAGUUUGGAAACUUUGGACCCUCCUCAAAUGUUCCAGUUUUAUGUUGGAACUUUUCCUGAGGCGUGUGUAAGGGUGACAACUGUGGUGAGACUUUGGACUGGCUGCUCUGUUCUCAUCUUUAGCAGUUUUGUGCCUGUCAAGCUACAAUGCCCAUCUCCUAGUUAGGAACCAGACCUUCAGGAUGCAGCUUUUCAGUACUGGGGAGACCCUGGGGGAGCUUGGUGCUGAGCCAGAGGAGGCCCCUGGUGCUUAGGUCCUACCGUCAUUUCCUACCUCCUCGUCCAUAAAUACUACUUCCUGUCUGCCCCUUUCCUUGUCUCUAGAAAUGGCCCUUUUCACCUAUCCCAAGACAGGUUACAUGUCCCCCUCCUGCCAUGGCUUCACUUCAGUUCUUAGGUUUAGGCUUUAAUCCAUUAUAGUUGCCCUCCUCAGGUGUGCAGACUUAGAACAGUGGCCUGUCUCAAACAUGCCAAAACUGAGCCCAGUUCUAGAUGACAGUAGUGGGACUCAGCCAUGGGAACAUCGCACUGCUCAGGUCCCACCUAGGGCAUUAUCCUCAGGAUCUUCCUAGGCUUGGGGCCUCAGCAGAGACCUUUAUAAAGGUCUUGUCUUUGAAGCUUUUCCCCACUGUGCCCAUCACUGGCUGAGGGGUAUAGGUAGACAGGCAGGUGGGCUCGCUAAAAUGUUUGGGUACAGAGUAAACCCUGGUACCAUGAAAUUUUCAGGCUGUUCUUUUGUAGGAACAGGGCCAGGAACAGACGGCGAUAGCCUUUCCUUCUAUUCUCUUUAGUUAUCUCCAGCUCCAGGAAAGAGGCCAGAGGACCGGGAGCCUCAGCUGCACGUCAGUACGUUAGCUUUUAAGCUGGGCUUCUUUUUCUAAAGGCAGGGUUACAAUUGGGACAGCAGGCAGCCACUACAGGCUACUAGACACGCAUAAAAUGGUAGAACUCUGGUCCUGAAGAUGGUUAGCAUUAGGCAGUUCUCCCUGUUCUUGGCCUGGACCUGCCUAGAGUUGAGAGUGUGUUAUUCCUACCUGCAGCUCUUUUUUGGAAGUUCCUGCUGGUUUCAGUCAGGUGGUCAACUUUGUCACUAAUGCAUGCAGCUCUUGGGAAACCCAAAGCCAGCGCAAUAAAGUGACAGAAAUCUGUGCUAUCUAAA
Messenger RNA from Mus pahari (shrew mouse), 3360 nucleotides. It is a transcript of the gene Edc3, whose product is annotated as enhancer of mRNA decapping 3. Lineage: Eukaryota; Metazoa; Chordata; Mammalia; Rodentia; Muridae. Gene Ontology annotation, cellular component: P-body. Gene Ontology annotation, molecular function: mRNA binding. The coding region runs from base 157 to 1683 and encodes 508 amino acids. The transcript is spliced from 7 exons. Gene Ontology annotation, biological process: P-body assembly; deadenylation-independent decapping of nuclear-transcribed mRNA. The record is from RefSeq and is a predicted model, not a curated record.